Ylistrum balloti is the source of this 813-nucleotide messenger RNA. RefSeq names its product angiopoietin-related protein 7-like. The transcript has 5 exons. Bases 1 to 813 code for a protein of 270 amino acids. Lineage: Eukaryota; Metazoa; Mollusca; Bivalvia; Pectinida; Pectinidae. The record is from RefSeq and is a predicted model, not a curated record.
AUGAACCAUGUAGAUUGUGCAAAGGUUUGUAAAUCUAACUGUUUGUCCUUUACCUUUGACCACAGCACCAAGGAAUGCGCUACCUUUCGGAGGAUGUUGUGUAGAAAUGACACAGCAGCGAUACCUCAUUCACUGAUGCUGUUUAAUAAAGUGGACAGACAGAUCAGCAGCAAUCCUGUCGACUGCAGUGAGAUAGACACAGCCGUCUACUGCUCUGGUGUCUACCGAAUCACACCUUCGCCUGGAGUCAGCUUCGACGUGUACUGUGACCUGCAUACGGCUGACGGACCGUGGACGGUGAUACAGAACCGAGAAAAUGGUGACGUGAACUUCUAUAGACCAUGGGAAGACUAUAGACAAGGAUUUGGUAAUGUUGGGCGGAACUUCUGGCUAGGAAAUGAAGCUCUGCACUACCUCACCAUCAAGGCCUCCAUACUUCGCAUCCAAAUGGUGUCGUGGCUAGGUGAUGCUAAGUAUGCCCAGUACUCUACGUUUAAAGUUGAAAACGAGACAGAAAACUACAAAUUAACGAUAUACGGUUUCUCUGGAAACACAAGUGAUUGCAUGUUCUACCAUAACGGAAUGUCAUUCUCAACGUAUGACAGAGACAACGAUUUAAGCCCAACGUCAUGUGCUGAAAAUCAUCUCGGUGGAUGGUGGUAUAAUGCGUGCCACUAUACAAAUCUCAACGGCGCAGAAUACUCAAAUCGGCAAAAUUACCACAAAAGACCAGUAUGGGAAAAUUUCUAUACCAAUAGCAAUGAUGGCAGCUUGAGGAAAACAAAAAUGCUCUUGAAACAUGUUAAUCCUUAA